This is a messenger RNA of Trichomycterus rosablanca, 2573 nucleotides long. It is a transcript of the gene ppp1r3b, whose product is annotated as protein phosphatase 1, regulatory subunit 3B. The record is from RefSeq and is a predicted model, not a curated record. Bases 115 to 939 code for a protein of 274 amino acids. Lineage: Eukaryota; Metazoa; Chordata; Actinopteri; Siluriformes; Trichomycteridae. The transcript is spliced from 2 exons. Gene Ontology annotation, molecular function: protein phosphatase 1 binding; glycogen binding. Gene Ontology annotation, cellular component: protein phosphatase type 1 complex. Gene Ontology annotation, biological process: regulation of glycogen biosynthetic process.
UUAAUGAAACUUCCAUAAAAACACCUCCAGUGAGGUUAAAUAGUGUGGGUGUUGGUGCAGGAACAACACCUGGUUCUAAUGUUUUAAUCGAGCUGUCCAAUCAGGGUCGAGUUCAUGAUGCCGGUUGAGCUGGCGAUGCCGCUUUUCCUCUCCAACAAAGACUUCCAGAGCAGAAAGACGGCGCAGUGCAAGGGUCCGCUGCGGCCGUGUUUCCAUCCGGCGCUCCGAGGGGCCGGCGCUCAGCGGGAGCAAAGCCAACCCAAAAAGCACGUGUCGUUCGCCGACCACAAGGGCCUGGCGCUCGCCGUGGUGAAGAUCUUCUCCGUGUUCGACGACCCUAUCGAAGUCCCGCUCAGCAUCCAGGAGCUUUUCGCCUCUGCGCUCGACAUCUCCAAAGAGGAGGGCAAGCUGGUCCUGGACUUCUCUCAGCCGUCUGCGGACUACAUGCGGUUCCGGGAGCGUCUGGAGCGGGACUUCGUCUGCCUCGAGCACUGCGUGCUGAAGGACCGGGCCGUCGCGGGUACCGUCAAGGUGAAGAACCUGUCGUACGAGAAGGCGGUGACGCUGCGGAUCACGUUCGACACGUGGAAGAGCCACGUCGACGUAGACUGCCCGUACGUCCUGGAUAUGUACUCCGGAUCCGGCUGGGACACCUUCUCGUUCGAACUGGAUUUACCCGAACCGGCGCCGCCGCACGAACAGAUCGAGUUCGCCGUGUUUUACUCCGUGAACGGGAGCACGUACUGGGACAGCAACCACGGCCAGAACUAUAAAAUCAUCCAGUCGGCCCUGAAGAGAAGCCCGAGCGACUCGAACCAUCGGCACGACUCUGACUGGGACGUUUUCUUCGACAGAUACGGCAGCCCCCGGUGCUCGCACGGCAUCUUUCCAGAAUGGCCGAGCUACGCCGGGUACGAGGAUCUCGGCCCGUAUUACUGACUGUCUGUUAUUUUCAUUUAUAAUCGAAAAUCAGCUGUGUAUGGAGGUCCAAACAGAUGUUAGGGCUGUUAGUAAGGAAACCAUCACAAAGGGAUCAAAAGGGAUCAAGCUUUAGCUCAGGAACUUUUGCUCGGUACACCAAACAUGUCGUAUUAACGUUUUAUUCUGUGCAGUAUUAUUCUGUAGGAAUCAUAUUUACAUUUUAAUUUAUGUAUCACAUGAAAUUCUGGUUAAACUGUUAUACUGGUCCAAAUGCUGUAGGUUGUGUGUUCAUUAGAACCAUCAGUCUUUCACUUUUAUUCUGUUCAAACAAGUAUUUUUUGCUAAUGCUGCCUUUAAGAACUUUCUAUCUCAGGAAAUCAGUGUUCUUUUUCGACAAUUCAAAGCUUGCCAAAAUAAAAUGAGUAUAUAUUGUGGCAUGUUUUUAGUGUUUUACAAAGACUUUUAAGUUCAUUAAAGGUAGGAUGAAGGUACUCAAUGAAGGUAUUCGACUGCAGACGUGAAUGAAAUGAGCUUUGGCGCAACAAAAUGUUUGUUACUCACCGGAGACAAACAUACUCACAAUCCAAGCAUAGUCAACGCACAGCAGCUACAACACUCAGAAUCAAGCUUGUGUCUCAUUGUGAAUUAUCCUGCAUGGGUGAAAACAUUUGCGUUUGAUAUGUUUCGAUCCUAUGUCCGGUUUUACAACAAAUGAGGCACUAACCAGACUUUUUUUGGGCCUUUAAAAUGUAUUUGGGAGCUUUUUUUUAUUUCCAUCAAGCCAAACAAGCUCUAGUUUACAGUAAAUGCUCACUUUUGUUGAUAUAGUUGUGGUUGUACGUAUGGUUUACACUGCAAUAAAUGCAGCAUAAUCAUAAAAAGACUAAUAACCGCCACAUUCACAGAUUUUCUAUUGCUGAAUAAGAUGCAGUAAAAAGAUGCAGUACUUGGUGUAAAAUUGAUUUUUCAGUAUUGAAAUACUACUCGAGUGUGUAAUGCAGGUCACUAAAUGUACUCCAGCGUUAACAUAAGCUCAGCUCUGGUUGAUCCAGUGUCUGUAAUUCUGCAGAAUGCAUGAACGAUACCUCACAUUAAUCUCUGCACUAAGUGUAAAUUAAUUUACAUUAUUUACUGCUGCUGCUGCUGAUUUGAUGUUUAAUCAGUUUUUCCUCACACCAAGGUCAAGAUGGUCGUAAAUCCGACCCGUGAACGCGCCUGUAUCAUCUCUACAGAGACUACCGAGUUCAGAACUGUGAAGUUAUAGAUAAAUGAUAAUGUUUGCUGCUAUCUGUACGGUUUACAAGUAAGCUAAGAUAUUUUUGUAUGUUCAGUUGCGUAACACACCGGGUUUCUCAAUGUUUUCCACUUGGCCAGGUUUGCGACGAUUGUGCAAUUUCAUGGAGUAAAUCCUCCCCUGUAAGUGCAAUUUCAGUGUUACCACAGUGCCAUGGGUACGAUACCCUAAACAAAAUCUCACCUGUAGUGUUUUAAAUCACAGUCUGUAAUUGUUUCAGGUUUCUGUUCAGGUUUUGUAAAUAUUUGCACAUUUCACACUGAAAAAAACAACAGUUUUUGUAAUUGUUGUAUUUUAUUUCAUUCUGUUUAAAUUUUAGGGUUUUAAUUUACGGAUGUCAAAUAAAUGCUGUUAAUGU